Molecule: messenger RNA, 4695 nt
Organism: Haemorhous mexicanus (house finch)
Lineage: Eukaryota; Metazoa; Chordata; Aves; Passeriformes; Fringillidae
Gene: DCSTAMP
Product: dendrocyte expressed seven transmembrane protein
Cellular component (GO): membrane
Source: RefSeq, a predicted model, not a curated record
AGGAAAAAAAUUACUCAUGUGAGAUUUUUUACUAUUGUCUGUCUCAGUUCCUCACCAAAGUCAAGAGACACACAGCACCGGGAAGAAUCUUCAAGUGCUUUACAGGAGUGCCUUUUGAGUCAUUGCAGUGUCAGCAACAAUCAGAAGAAAAUGCAAAAAUUCAUCUCAAUAGCUCAGAACGCAUGGGAAAUUUUUGUAUCUGAAAGGAAGCCUGGCUGGAGAUGUCAGAUACAGCUUUUUGCAGUUUGCUCUGCAGUUGGCUUCCUCUCCAGCUUUCUGUUUUUCCUUAGCAUGCACUUCUCCUUGACACACAAUUCCUUGGAGCUCUUGCUGAUUUCUGGAUCCGUCUGGAUUUUGCUUUCUAUCAUGCUCUUUUUUUUCAAGCACCUGCGCUGUUUUAGUGUUCUGUUCCUCCUUUCUUGUGGACUGAAAAAUGGCAGGGAUGCUCUUAUUACUGCUGGAACAGGUGUUGUGGUGGCCAGCAACAUUCAAAAUAUUUUUCACAAUCUAAAAGUUCUGGCAGACAGUAUAACCUGUCAUUUAAAGCAAGAGCAAUUUGACUUGAUAAAAUAUUAUAUUGAGUCAAUAAGAUGGAUUUAUGAGGUGGCCAAAAUUCCUUCUGAGCUACCUAAAGAUAUAGUGGUCCUAAAGCACGAAUUCACACCAUCUUAUUCAAUUUUAGAUGAUGCAUUAAAACAAGAGCUAAAUGACACAGAGAAAGAAAUCCAGAGAAUUGCUAACCAGAUAUCUUUUAUGUUGACUAUACUGCCCUACAUAGGUCAGAAAGUAUUGCCCAUAUUUGGGGUUUUUCUAGUUUCUUUUGGAACUGGCCUCUUUAUCAAAAAAUUUGUGGGUUCUCAUAGUACCAAAUUUAAGAAUAUUUAUAUCACAAAACAGUUCAUUGCAUUUGAUGAGCACCAAAAGCAACAGCAAAGACCCUGUCUUCUGCCACUUAACAGAAAAGAGAGAAAAGAUUAUGUGAUGAUCCCAUCCUUCUUCUUCACAAGAAAGGACAGGAAAAAAAUGCUGUGUUCUUUUCUCCCUAUAAUUAUUCAUCUUUGCAUCUGGCUUCUGUUUGCUGCAGUAGACUCUUUGUUUUAUUUGUUAAUUAUAUCUGUGAACAAGUAUCUCCAAGAAGUACCGGAUCUAGACAUUCAACUCAUUCUCUUUCAGAAUAAGAAUGAGAAAAGCUUUGUCAUUUCUGUGAAAGAGCAUAUUGCCAAGACUGAUUCUUUCAAAAUCCUUUUGGUUAAGAAAAACUGCAUCCCUCAUCCAGAGCUCACUCUCUCCACAACAUGGAUUCAGCUUGGAGUCAUCAUCUUCUUCUUAAUAAUUUUUGGGUUAUUCUCUGGCCUCCUGACCCAACUAAAAAUACUCCUGUCAACUUCCUUUUAUCCUGAUACCGAGAUGAAACGGAUACAUUAUUUACACGCAAAAUUACUCAAAAAAAGAAAAAAGCUACAAGAGAAAACUGGGAAGAACAUAUUUGCAAGAACGGUCGACUUUUGGUUUCCAAUACUCAAGGCAGAGGCAGUGAGCAAGAAAGAAAGGAGUGUAGCAGAAUGACAGGAUGAUGUGCAAGAGACCAAGUGAAUCUUUGGAUAUGGCUGAGAUGCUUUAGCUUCACCUAUGUUUUGCACCAUUUUUCCUAUAGAAUGUCAAUUGUAAAAGGUAAAAUCUUCACACUCAAAGGCUGAUCAGCAGUAUUUUGGAAAAGAUGCCAUUGUGGAUAGUGUGCAGUUCACCACAGAUUGCUCUGGAUUGCAUUAACAGUUGUUUUUCAGCUUGGUGUUUGCAUUAUGUGGUACUUGAGGAAAUCAUGGAUGAUCUGUUAUUCUAUCUAAAAACAAUAAAAUAGUUUGGACCUUUUAGGUCUACACCAGAAACCUCUUUGGGUUGAGCUAACAGAGGACGUCAUGACAGCAGCAGGUUUGUCUUCUUCACGUUUGUCAGACACUGAAGAAAGGACUGAAGAUAGAAGACGCAGCAGAGGCUCUGCAUCCAUUGCCUUCUGGGAUGGCCAAGAACUGGGACUUAGGUGUUUCUAGACAUUUUUAUCUAUUUCUCAAGCCUCAAGCCCUUCAGCCUGGAUCUUUGCCAUCCCUAGUUUCUAGUCUCCCACCCAGAAUUCCUUACUUGGUCUUAGUCCCCACUUCCACGUAUCCAUAGACUGCAUCACUAGUACAGAUUGUUCGAUGCCUUUGAUAAUCAUGAGAGGUCAGGUAACAGGUAGAAGUGAGAAUGGUCACAAGAGCUAGAACGGGGAGGAACCAGGUACUGGGGGGGGCAAACAAGUUAUAAUUGAAGGGUGAGGCAUGUAAGCAGAGGUGAACAAUGUUUCAGAUCUUGCAGACUGAAGAAGAUUGCAGAAGAGACAAAAAUGAGCUAAAUUAUGUUGCAGAAGCACCAAUUACUUCAAUUCAAUUAAACUGAGCCAAUACUGAAGCGCUUCACCUAUUCAACCAAUAUUGCUGAUGUGACCUUCAUAUGAUACAAGAGUAAAUGCAAAAUGCCUAAAAAUAUAGGAAUUACUUACGUAGCUUUAGAGAUUUAAUGUAGAGCUAAAAAAUGUACCCAACAGGCAGUGUAUUUCUGAUUUUCAGCCACAGCCAACUUCCUUUUUUAGUCUGAAUAAUAGGAAAUUCUGCUCUCUUCCUCUAUAAUACAUGCAUGGUUUCAGGACAGCCAUUGAUCAAUGUCUCUGUUAUCUGAAUGAAUUAAGACUUAAAACUCUCCAGUAGCAAGUGUCAGAAGUUAUUUUGCACUUAAACCACAGAAAAACACAAAGACUGUUUUUCUUUGGGCCUUCCAAAGUCUCACUACCCCAUGCAUAUGGGUGGUCCAGGUUGCUUGUGUGACAACAAUUUGUCUCGGGAAAACAGUGCUGGAUAAAAGCCAUGCAUUAUUGAGGGUUGUGUUGAAUGUCUCUUAGAGGCCUGACUACGUCCUUUUUGCUAAAUUGGAACAGCCCUGAAUAAUAGCAGAAUGUCAGCUUGUAUUUUAGGUGCUACUGUCAAGCACCAGCAGCAAGAAGCAUUCUGGUGAGAGAGAAGCAUUUAGAAGGUUGCUCUAAAUUUGGACUCACAGAACAGUAUAGCUAUCCAGGUGCUAUUGAUAAGAGGAUCACACUCUUGCUAUCAUUGCAGAUGAAAGGGGAAGAGCUACAUGUCAAUACGAGCUAUAAAUUUUUGGCAGAGUUCUGACUAAUUGCCGGCGGGAGUUGGAUGUUCUCCUUUCAAUCCCAAAGGACAAGCUGGUGAGAAGCCCGAAUAUGGGGGCAAGUCUGAUUGACAGCAUUACCACAGAACACCAUGCACUUAUCAUCAGGAGCAAGACUUUGGUUUGGAGUUUCCUGCCUGUCCUGUUUGAUGGUGUUGCCACUCAGAAUACCUUUUCACUCUGUUGUUCUAUGAGAAGCACACGAAUGCUUUGCAACACAUGAGAAUGGUUCAUCAAAAUGGCUCAGAUGUUGGCCAGUCAUUGAGAGAGAUGCCUAAAUCUGUUAGGAUUUUGAGUUCCAUAGUACUCUCUCAGGAAAAUGCCCUGUCCGCAUUUUUCAUUUACUUAAGGAAAUUCAGCCAAUGUUAGAUGUGGAUGCUCCCCCCACUACCUGUCAGGACAAUUAAACAUUGCUUAUCUUGCCCUUCAAACUGAUAAAAACCAAUCCUUCUUGGGUAACUAACUGUAAUGCUGUACAACAUGUUCAGUUCUGGUAAAUAUUUUACCUAGAUGCUUGACCCCACUACCAGUGACAGAAGACGUGGAAAAGCCCAAGGUAUUUCUUUGUCUUGGUCUUUAGCCAUAGACCUCUCAGACCUGAAGGAAAGGCUGGAGCAAGGGAAACUUACCCCUUGUAGUCAGAGAGCACCCAAACACACAGGAGCACUCAAACACUGUGAGACAUGAGGAGAGGCAUCCAUGGAUAUUGAGGGUGCUGGUUGGUGUCACUGAAAUGUGUGUUUUUUGUAAAAGGUCUUGGUGAUCAGGAAGCAUUAUUAAGGACUGGAAGGAAGCAUGUCACUCCCAUUUUUAAGCAGUGCAAGAAGGAAAAUCUGAGAAACUUCAGAUUUGUCAGACUCAUCACAAUCUCUGGGAAGGUGAUGGAACAAUUUCCCCUGGUAGCUGCUUCCAAACAUCAAGGCCAGGAAGCUGACUGGUAUAACACUGAAACGCAGGAAAAAACUUUUUUACUGUGAGGGUGGCCAAACACUGGAAUGGGAGGCCCAGAGAGGUUAUGGAAUCUCCAGCCCUGGAGAUACUCAAAAGCCACUAGACAUGGCUCUGAGCACCUCAGAGCAGCAAAGCUGGAGCAGAUAUCUCUAGAGCUGCCCAAGAGCCUCAGCCAUUACGUGAUUAUUGACUUUAACGCAGCACAUUUCAGGAAAAACACUAGAUAUGCACAGCAAAAGCUUGUUUUAAUUUGUGACCAUGCUGUGCCAGCAUCAAGGGUGCCGCCUGACAAAUAUUGUUACAAUUACACUCAGACAAGAGUCACAUACUUGAGUGGACUAAUGCACACUUUGUUUCUGUGAUCAUACAUAUGCAUACCUGUAUGCUGAACAUGACCCAAAUGACAGGUAAAAAGGAGAUAAGUUUACUCUCCCCCCAUCUCCCUAAAUCUGUUUUAUCAGGGAAAAUGAAACAUUCUGCACCUUUUUUUUAAUAGUUUUUUAAAUAAAUCAAAUCUACCAUCUA